Messenger RNA from Plectropomus leopardus (leopard coralgrouper), 423 nucleotides. The record is from RefSeq and is a predicted model, not a curated record. NCBI's taxonomy places the organism in Eukaryota, Metazoa, Chordata, Actinopteri, Perciformes, Serranidae.
GACUGUCGGCGGUUAAAGAACUUCUCGUCUCUGAAGGCGAUCCUGUCGGCGCUCCAGUCUAACGCCAUUUACCGGCUGAGAAAGACCUGGGCUGCAGUCAGCAGGGAUAGCACGGCCACGUUUGAUAACCUCUGGGAAACUUUUCCUGAUGAGAAUUGCGUCCUGACCAACAGAGAGCUGCUGAUGGAGGACGGAGGCCAAGCUGCAAGUGUGGAUAACGUUUCUCCAAAGAUAUCCAAGCGGUGUCUGAUCCGCAGACAGAUGGUAAGACAUACGUCAGCAUGAGAAAAGAGCGACGUGUUUUCAAGACAUGAGCUGAAGCCCAGUGUCAUAAAUCUGAAGCAAGUUUCCUUUUUGUGCCACAUUAAAGGGUAACUUCAGUAUUUUUUAACCUGGACCCUGUUUCCCAUGACCCAAAAAUGA